UAAUUAAUUUUUAUUAAUCCCUUAAGCACGUGUCUAUUGUUAUAUGAAAAACAUAUUGGUUUUAUUUAUUCCCGCUUGAAUGGAAUUAACAACAAAACGUUUUGACGAAAAGGACAAUGAAUUUUAUGGUUGAUUUCGCUCACUAUUUCGCUGUUUUCUUAUUUGGUAUCUAUAGUGGAUUUUUCCACGGGACUAAAUACUAGUAUAGAAAUAACAAGAUAUGCUACCAAGUAUAUCAUUUUACUUACGAUUAUAGCUCGUUAGUUUAUACAGCUCGCAAAAGUAAUGUCACAAAGCUAGUCUUUGAUAGAUGCAACUAUAUUUUGUAGAAUCGAGCAUUCUCGCUAUGAAGAUUGGCUGUGCAAAAAUGUCGCUGGUUAUCACGCUUUUGUUCGAAUAUGUAUUUGCUUUACGAAAUAAGAAAAUCCUGGAAAUAGAUUGCACUAAACACAAAUAUGCAUACUUUUCUACACCUGAUGUUCUCUCAAUGCUGGUAUGUUAUAACGGUACACAGCAUAUUGUUGAAUGUCCUCCAUAUCAAUUGUAUAUUCCUGGUUUCCCACACUGCACCAGUGCAGCAAAAUACAAAAACAACAAAGACGAUUUAUGCGCUGCAUUAACACAGAAGUCAAAAUACAUUACAAAUCCUUGGAACUGUCAUGGAUUUCUCGCGUGUGUUAAUGGCCGUUCACGUGGUAACAUGCAAUGCGCGCUCAAAUACCUUGUUUACAACCCGUAUACAGAACGUUGCGAAUACCCGAGUCAGUACAAGUGUCGACAGAUAUAAUUUACUUCAUAACUAUAAUGCCUUUUAAAUACAAAAUAUUGUUUUGUUUCAUUAUUUUUAAUUUGGAUAUCUGUUGAGCCAGUAGCACUUAAUCAUAAGUUUUUUUUUCUUCCUUCACAACUAUGUAUCUAAAAUGAAUAAGGUAUCAACAUUAAACGUGUCGCAUAAGAGUAAUCUAAGGAUAAUCUUACCCGGGAACUAACAAAAUUAAAGAUGUUAACCUGCUCUAAUUUUUACUAAUCUUCGUAAAAAAAUGGUAAAGUUAAAUUUUAAAUGUUACAUUUAUUAUAAUUUCUCUGCCUGUAUAGCAUCUAUUCAACAACUUAGUACCACUUUUUGAAGUAGUAUUUUUUGUAUUUGCUUGCCUUUCCACACAUUACCAGGUUAUUUGAAGUUUAUGAUUUAUAUAAGGAGAGCAAUCACCUGAACGAAAAAGGUUUACAUACAUUUACAUUUGACAUCGAUGCGCAGUAAUCGCAACAAGCACAAUAACUUUCUAAUAUUUUAUCAUUCAACGACGUUG
Hydractinia symbiolongicarpus is the source of this 1310-nucleotide messenger RNA. RefSeq lists its product as uncharacterized. Bases 311 to 787 code for a protein of 158 amino acids. The record is from RefSeq and is a predicted model, not a curated record. Gene Ontology annotation, cellular component: extracellular region. The transcript has 3 exons. Gene Ontology annotation, molecular function: chitin binding. NCBI's taxonomy places the organism in Eukaryota, Metazoa, Cnidaria, Hydrozoa, Anthoathecata, Hydractiniidae.